Messenger RNA from Cololabis saira (Pacific saury), 1179 nucleotides. RefSeq names its product CYFIP-related Rac1 interactor B-like. Gene Ontology annotation, biological process: regulation of actin filament polymerization; positive regulation of T cell activation. NCBI's taxonomy places the organism in Eukaryota, Metazoa, Chordata, Actinopteri, Beloniformes, Belonidae. Bases 48 to 1028 code for a protein of 326 amino acids. Gene Ontology annotation, molecular function: small GTPase binding. The transcript is spliced from 10 exons. The record is from RefSeq and is a predicted model, not a curated record.
ACCUGAGCAGAACUGAUGUCCCCUGGUCUGUGUCUCUGCCCGGCAGCAUGGGGAACCUGAUCAAGGUCCUGACUCGAGACAUCGACAGCAACGCUGGGAACUUCUUCCUGGACUUCGAGAACGCCCAGCCGUCCCAGUCGGAUUCGGCCGUGUGGGAGAAGGUGAACCAGGUCCUGACGGAGGCCCAGGUCAUCCUCCAAGACCUGCAGGCCUACAGAGGAGCCGGAGAUGAGAUCCGACAGGCCAUCCAGAACCCCGGGGUGGACGGGGUCCAGGAGAAAGCCUGGGCCGCGGUGGUUCCUCUGGUCUCCAAACUCAAAACCUUCUACGAGUUCUCGCAGAAGCUGGAGUCGGACCUGCGGUGUCUCCUGGAGGUGCUGAGCAGCUUCUCCACCACGCCCACCCAGCACCUGGAGCAGAAGCAGGCGCUGGCGCGCCAGUUCGCCCACAUCCUGCACUUCACGCUGCGCUUCGACGAGCUCAAGAUGACCAACCCGGCCAUCCAGAACGACUUCAGCUACUACCGCCGGACCAUCAGCCGCAUGCGCAUCAACAACCUGUCUUCCGGCUCAGGGAGCGAGGUCAACAACGAGAUGGCCAAUCGGAUGUCUCUGUUCUACGCCAGCGCCACGCCCAUGCUGAAGACGCUCAGCGACGCCAUGUCCAAGUUCGUCUCCGACAACCCGGAUGUUCCGAUCGAGAACACGACGGACUGCUUGAGCACGAUGGCCUGCAUCUGCAAAGUGAUGCUGGAAACGCCGGAGUACCGCAGCCGCUUCACCAGCGACGAGACGGUGCUGUUCUGCCUCCGCGUGAUGGUGGGCGUCAUCAUCCUGUACGACCACGUCCACCCCGCCGGGGCCUUCGUCAAGACGUCCAACAUCGACAUGAAAGGCUGCAUCCGGGUCCUGAAGGAGCAGCAGCCCAGCAGCGUGGAGGGUCUGCUCAACGCCCUCAGGUACACCACCAAACACCUGAACGACGAGGCCACGUCCAAGCAGGUGAAGAACAUGCUGCAGCAGAACUGAGGGGCCGGCGGGAGGAGCCGGGUCCGGGUCCUGGUCCGGAGUCCAGGAGAACUACUGAACAAACCGUCAGCUGACGUUUCUGUGUCCUUGUUUUUACUGUCGUUUUUAAAACUGAGAUGUUUAUAAAUGUUAAAAAAAAGAAGAAAAAAAG